Molecule: messenger RNA, 767 nt
Organism: Cadophora gregata
Lineage: Eukaryota; Fungi; Ascomycota; Leotiomycetes; Helotiales; Ploettnerulaceae
Exons: 2
Coding region: 1-612 (203 amino acids)
Source: RefSeq, a predicted model, not a curated record
AUGGAUGUGACACUCGAGCCUCCAGCUGCACCUCUCGCUACAACCGACUAUCCCAUCCCCAAAUCCGAAGUCACCUUCACAGUAAACUGCCACGACCGGUACUUCAAACACGUCACCAUCACCGACUCCAGCGGUCAAGAACUCUUCAGUGCCGAAAGCCCUGGCAUAAAAUCCUGGUCCUGGCGUCGCACAGUCAAAGGCACAUCCGGACUCCCUCUCUUCGAACUCCGCCACUUCAACUACCUGAGCGAGAACAACUGGCUGGUCAAAAGCCCCUCCGGCCGCGAGCUGGCGAAAAUUAAACACAUGUCCAGGUUCGCCAAACAGCAUUCGGCGCUGGAUGUGAAGUUUCGCAAUGAAGCCGCUGGCGAUGAGGAUGCCGGUGUAGAACUCCAUGUCCGGCCGCAGGAUCGCCAUGCGAUCACGACGUUGGUUAAGUUUAAGGAGACUUGUGUUGCUGUGAUUCAACUUACCGGUUCAAACGAUGUCCAUGAUCUUAGCGUGGCUGAUAGGUCGACGUGGUGUGUUCGUGUUGAUGCUGGUGUUGACCUUGCUCUUAUCCUUGUUCUUGUUCUUUGUCGGGCUGAGAAUCAUCAUGUAUUCAGGAAAUAGAAAGUGACCCUGUCAGAAAACGGCGAUUUCUCGUGGGAUAUCAUGGCUUGGCGGAAGCUAUAGUUGAUGGAGUUUGAGUGUACGAGUAUAUGCUCAGUCGUUGAUGUUGCAGUAAUGGUAUGAUCGUUAGCGUGAUAUCAAUCUUACUAUUGGAU